UUAGAUUCAUUCUCUUGAAGUAUUAAAAUCUUUUAGAUAUUGUGAUUUUCUUGUUAAAAAUCGUAUCUUUACCCUUUCAAGUUUCAACCAAGUUGUUUAAGUUUUUCAUAAAGUUUUCUUAUAUGGAGGAUUGCUCCCUUCCUCAGGACUCAUUGUUCCUAGGUUUUGAUUGUUCCACUCAGUCACUGAAGGCAACUGUGUUAGAUGCUUAUCUUAACAUAAUUAUAUCAGAACUUGUGAACUAUGAUUCUGAGUUGCCUCACUACAAUACCAAAGGUGGAGUCUUUAGAGACCAAAUUGUUAAUGGUAGAAUUGUAUCACCAACAUUGAUGUGGGUGGAAGCAUUAGACUUAAUUCUCCACAGACUUGAAAUGUCAAAUUUGAACUUUGGAAAAAUUGCUGCUGUUUCUGGUAGUGCUCAGCAACAUGGUAGUGUUUAUUGGAAGAAUGGGAGUUUUGAAAUACUAUCAUCAUUGGAUCCUAAAAAACCACUUAUGGAUCAGUUUCUUGAUGCUUUUUCAAUCGAAAAAUCGCCCAUAUGGAUGGACUGCAGCACAACAGAACAAUGCAAAGCUAUUGAGAUAGCUGUAGGUGGUGGUCUGGAGCUGGCCAAACUUACUGGUUCUCGUGCACAUGAAAGAUAUGUCGGUCCUCAAAUUCGAAAGAUUUUUGAAACACGGCCUGAAAUUUAUCAGAAUACAGAGAGGGUAUCCUUAGUUAGUUCUUUUAUGGCAUCUUUACUUAUCGGGGGUUAUGCUUGCAUUGAUCAAACUGAUGGAGCAGGAAUGAAUCUCAUGGACAUUGAGCACAGAACUUGGUCCAAGAUAGCUCUGGAGGCUACUGCACCUGGUUUAGAGGAGAAACUUGGGAAGUUAGCUCCUGCUUAUGCUGUUGCUGGUUCUAUUGCUUCCUAUUAUGUUGAGAGGUACCACUUCAACAAAAAUUGUGUAGUCGUUCAAUGGUCUGGAGACAACCCCAACAGCUUAGCAGGGUUGAACCUUAACACUUAUGGAGAUCUGGCAAUCAGUCUUGGCACAAGUGACACUGUCUUCGGGAUUACCACUGACCAUAAACCUAGCUUAGAUGGCCAUGUAUUUCCUAAUCCAGUAGAUACCAAAAGCUUCAUGGUAAUGCUGGUCUACAAGAAUGGGUCUUUGACUCGUGAAGAUAUACGUGAUCGCUAUGCAGAUGGAUCUUGGGAGGUUUUCAAUAUGUUUUUACAGCAAACACCACCUUUGAAUGGUGGAAAGAUUGGCUUUUAUUACAAAGAGCAUGAAAUACUUCCUCCUCUUCCAGUUGGUUUCCACCGCUACAUUCUUGAUAAUUUUACGGGUGACUCCGUGGAUGGAGUAAUAGAACAUGAAGUAGAGGAGUUUGAUCCGCCUUCAGAGGUUCGAGCGUUAAUUGAGGGGCAGUUACUCUCCAUGCGAGCUCAUGCCGAGAGACUUGGAAUGCCUUCUCCACCCAAAAAGAUUAUUGCAACUGGAGGAGCAUCUGCAAAUGAUCAUAUCCUGACAAUUAUUGCUUCUAUUUUUGGGUGCAACGUCUAUACUGUCCAAAAACCAGAUUCAGCUUCCCUCGGUGCUGCCUUGAGAGCCGCUCAUGGUUUGUUGUGCAACCAGAAGGGAAAAUUUGUACCCAUCUCUGAUAUGUAUAUAAGGAAAUUGGAGGAGACAUCCUUAAGCUGCAAGCUUACGGUGCCUGCUGCAGAUCAAGACCUUAUUGACAAGUACACAUUGUUGAUGAAGAAGAGAUUGGAAAUUGAAAAUCGUCUCAUCCAAAGAUUGGGACGUUAGUAAAUUUUCACUAAGGUCAUGUACU
Solanum verrucosum is the source of this 1821-nucleotide messenger RNA. RefSeq names its product xylulose kinase 2-like. Gene Ontology annotation, biological process: xylulose metabolic process; D-xylose metabolic process. Bases 123 to 1796 code for a protein of 557 amino acids. The record is from RefSeq and is a predicted model, not a curated record. Gene Ontology annotation, cellular component: cytosol. Gene Ontology annotation, molecular function: D-xylulokinase activity. The transcript has 11 exons. Lineage: Eukaryota; Viridiplantae; Streptophyta; Magnoliopsida; Solanales; Solanaceae.